AUGUCAAUAACCACCUUCCCCCCCGAACUCCUCAUUCACAUCUUCUCUUUCCUCCCCUGGCAAGACCACCUAACGGCUUGUGAAGUUAACUCCCUCUGGUCUACUCUCAUCCUCUCUAACCCCACAAAACCUCUUCGGUACACCCCAGCCACACCCCUCUACCCUCAAAUCCACAACCUCUUCCUCUCAAUCGGUCUUGAAUGCACAAUCAACAUCUUCACUGGUCAAGUCUCUAAGAUAAUCUUUUUAAGAAACGAAACCGAAGGAUGUUUAAAAAAUGAUCAAGACCGUGCAAAAGCAACUAUUGACCUAACGGAUUCUCAAAUCCUUAAGGAAGGACUUUUGAAUUUUCAGGGGUGGAGGUAUGAACGUGAUAUCAGACAGAAGGACUGGAGGAUGGGGGUUUGCAUUAUGUGGAAUCAAUUGGGUUAUGAAUAUGGUGGCCAGAAGGAUCGGCAGAUAUACCGUCAGGAUUGGUUUAGUUUUGUAGGAAAAGGUGAUGAAGACGAUGGUGACGUCGACGGCAAAGAAGAAGAAGAAGAAGAGAAAGAUUUGGAAAGUGAUAUUCUUCGUGGAGAAGUGGAUUUAGAUAUUUCUGUUGGGGGUUUUAUUGAAGUUCUUGGAAAGCAUGUAUUGAAAUUUGAUGCUUUAAAGAUUGCGGGAAAGCAGGAUAUGAGGUUGAGGUUGGGGAUGUAUGAUAGAAUGGGGAUUGUGUUCAUUAGGAAGGUUCAUGAGGUUUCGAAGAUUUUUGAUCUUGCGGUGGACCCGCUUGAUGGGAUGUUUGUGGAUAAGGAUCGGACUUGGAUUAAUGAAUGA
This is a messenger RNA of Orbilia oligospora ATCC 24927, 816 nucleotides long. RefSeq lists its product as uncharacterized. Gene Ontology annotation, molecular function: protein binding. The record is from RefSeq and is a predicted model, not a curated record. NCBI's taxonomy places the organism in Eukaryota, Fungi, Ascomycota, Orbiliomycetes, Orbiliales, Orbiliaceae. Bases 1 to 816 code for a protein of 271 amino acids. The transcript has a single exon.